GGCGAAUCAUGAUCUCGCGAUACGAACAGUUAAUCUCGCGUUAUGAAAGGUACACAAGAACGAGUAUAAGAAAGUAAGAAUGAAUAACUUCUGAAUAAAUCAACACUUCUCCUGAUAAAGUUCGAUUGUCCGGUCUAAUUCUUGAUAAAAUUAUAACUUCGUAGUAUUGGAAGAUAAUCAGAUAAACGAAAUUCACCUUGUGGUUCGUCAAAGCUACUGAUUCGGUAUCAAGAAUCCCUCAUGAUGGCACUAAAAUCAGGCGAGGAACGCCUCAAGGAGAUGGAGGCAGAGAUGGCGCUGUUCGAGCAGGAGGUUUUGGGAGGACCAGUGGCUGUGACUGCAGGAGGCCCUCCAGUAGUAGAGGCUGUUCCAGUGGCUCUGGCUGUGCCAGCUGUACAAGCUUUGCCGGUGGUCCGGCCCAUCAUUGGCACCAACACCUACCAACAGGUUCAGCAGAGCUUGGAGGCUCGAGCUGCAACGUUAGUCGGACCGCCGCCUCCUGCAUUCGUUGGUCCAGCCGUACCUGCAGUGAGGCCUCCGCCAAUGAUGCGGCCGGCGUUUGUUCCACACAUCCUACAAAGGCCAGGGGGACCGAGAGUGCCAAUGAUGCGUGGCCCUCCACCACAAGGUAUGAUGGCACCUCCGCUGCCCCGCCCUCCUCCUCCACCACCAAUGAUGAUGGCACCCCCAAUGGCCGGACCCCCUCAGCACCCUAUGGGUCCCAUUGGACCACCUAUGGGGCCCAUGAACCCGGUUACACCUCAGGUUGACUCGAUGAACCCAAUAGUGGUGACUCCACCUCGGCCAGGGACGCAGGCUCCACCCAAAGUUACCCCCAGCGUAAUACAGGCAGCUCCCACUGUUUAUACAACACCACCCGCCCCCAAGAGACCAGACAUGAGGGCGCAGAGACAAGCACACAUGGAGGAGCUGGCAGCAUCAAUCGCUGAACAGCAGGCAGCUGCAAUGGCAGCUAUAAUGGCAGCUGGACUCCUGGAGGCGAAGAAGGACAGCGUUGCGGACGACAGCGUCAUCGGGCCGAGCAUGCCUGAGCCGGAGCCCGUACACGUAGAGCCCCCAGAGAGCAUCACGGAGGAUAAGAAGAAAGGGAAACAGGAGAAGGUGAAGAAAUGCAUCCGUACAGCCGCAGGCACCACUUGGGAAGACUCGAGCCUCUCAGAGUGGGACUCAGACGACUUCAGGAUAUUCUGUGGAGAUCUGGGUAAUGAGGUGAACGACGAUAUCCUGACACGAGCAUUCAGUCGCUAUCCAUCCUUUCUGAAGGCGAAAGUGGUUCGAGACAAACGCACCGGGAAGACCAAGGGCUACGGUUUCGUCAGCUUCAAGGACCCUAAUGAUUAUGUGCGUGCCAUGAGGGAGAUGAACGGAAAAUAUGUAGGCAGCAGACCCAUCAAACUGCGAAAGAGCACGUGGAAAGACAGGAACCUGGAGAUCGUACGCAAAAAGCAGAAGGAGAAAAAGAAGCUGGGGCUUAGAUAAGGUCUGAGAGGCCGAGUCCAAACUGUAGCGCAAGUGGACGAGUGUUCGCCUCCAUCUCCUGCUGUACACCGACAGCCUCAUGAUGUGAAAGACUGAAAUACACAACUGUGGUAGCAGCGGAUGGGAGUAGAUCAGUAACACUCUUUCCAUAAAGUGUGAAGCUUUGGCUGCAGUGCAGUGGUGGUUCUCAUUUCUGUCACAUUUCACUACCCAGGUCAUUAGAACGCACUGCGCUCAUACCUCCUGUUUUUUCUGUCGAUCCAAGUCUUUUACAAUUGCAUUCAGCAUCGACUUUCAAACUUCUAUAGUACGGUUGUGUGUUUUUAAUCUUGAUUUUUUUGCUUACCCAGUUACCAGAAAUAACCAUCUUGUUCUUCGAUUUUGAUGUUAGGAGCUGGUGAACAAUAAUGCAAAACCUGUGAAUAAACCUCACAUUUUA
Neoarius graeffei (lesser salmon catfish) is the source of this 1939-nucleotide messenger RNA. It is a transcript of the gene rbm42, whose product is annotated as RNA binding motif protein 42. The record is from RefSeq and is a predicted model, not a curated record. The coding region runs from base 241 to 1500 and encodes 419 amino acids. The transcript has 11 exons. NCBI's taxonomy places the organism in Eukaryota, Metazoa, Chordata, Actinopteri, Siluriformes, Ariidae. Gene Ontology annotation, molecular function: mRNA binding.